Molecule: messenger RNA, 261 nt
Organism: Rotaria sp. Silwood2
Lineage: Eukaryota; Metazoa; Rotifera; Eurotatoria; Philodinida; Philodinidae
Source: the annotation of a GenBank genome assembly
AUGGCACUAGUACGUGGCGACCGAUUUCACUCUCAAGAAGCAACACAUUAUAAUCCGACUAAAUUCGGUAUGGAAGAUAGUGAAUCAGUUGCUACGACCGAUUAUGGUACUCUCAAUGGAAGAAAACUUAUUUCACGCCAUUUAAGCAGUGUAUUUACUCCAACUGGUGUUUAUGCAAUAUUUCCUUUUACGCUGCCAAAUGGAACACGGAAAAACUUGGGUGAAAAACAAACAAAUUACGAUUUCACUGAAUCACUCUGA